UUUCCCUUUCUUCAACUCUCUGUUUCUGCUUUUGUCAUCAGUGGGUGGGGUGGGGACCUCUCUGUCAUCAACCAGGAUAUCAUCCAUGCGUUCCCUUUCUUCUGUUUACCACUAUCUGUGCCCAAAUUGGUGUAAAUAUAUCCAAAAAUCAGGUUGCAGCAUACUCUGUGUGUCCAAUCUCCAAUAUGGAUGGAUUUAACUAUAUAGCCUGGGUAGACAACCUGCGCCAGAAGUUUGAAGAUGUGUGCUUGGAGGUGGAUAAUAUCAUGUGGGAGGAAAUAAUUGGAGUUACUGAGAAUCGGUUGCAGUCAAUGGGUGCAAGUGUAACGAAAUUCUUCUCUGAUCUUGUGGAUGAUGUUAUGCCUCAAUAUUCUGCUGUCCGUGAGGCGGAAGAGGAAGCUUCUGACUUCUCUCCUGUACAGAAAUCUGGUGUUGUGGCAUAUAGAAAAUCAGAAAUGAGUAUGGAUGACGGCCACAGUGAAAAGGAAGCUUCCUUUGUGGAUAAUUUCCACCAGUUAUAUCAUCCGUCUUGUAUUAGGAGAAGGCAUUUAGAUCCUCACUUGAAGCGGAAUGAUGGUGGCACGGUACAUGAAAAAUCAAGGAUGAUUGUUAGGGGAAAUCCUAUUAAGGAGAAGAAAAAUCUGCUUGAGAGUUGGGAUAUCCUUGAAAAAGAUUCUUUCACGACAGCGUUAUCCUCACCCUUAGAUGAUGAUAUGGAGAGUUUUGAUAUCCUUGAGAAGAAAGAUCCAUUCAUGGAAGCAUUGUCCUCGAGUUUAGAUGAUAAUACAGAAAGUAAUUUUUUGAUUGGAGAAGGGGAGGGGAGCCUGUCUUCCGAUCCUUGUACUGUGAUAGGAUCCUGUGAAAGCGAAGUUUUGAACAUUGAGGUUUCUCUUAAUGUUGCUGUAGCAGAAUCGACUGGUGAUUCUGUUGAUUAUCUUUGCAAUUUUGAACAAGAAACCAUUCAACCAUCCAAUAAGGCAGAAUCUGAUGAGAGUUGCAUCAUGGUAAAUAGUAGUGAUCUUUGUGCUGCCUCUCGUGACGUGAGAAGAAGCGGGUCUGACAAGAAAAAGUCGAGGUUGAAGAGCAUUUUGGCUGUGAGAAAGAAAGUUCAAGAUGGGGACUGUGAUCACAGUCAUCUUGAUGGGGGAUGGUAUCAACAGAAUGGAAAAGGUUUAGCCGUAGUAGAUGAUGGAUUCAGCGAGUCUGAGUGGGAGAUUAUUUAAGCAAAAUACACAAGAGAGUCUGCAAAUAAAUUUGGCCAACUCAAAUGGCUGGGUGGCUUUAAUGGUGAUGAAUAAAAGAAUUUUUGUUUCAGAUGCUUCAAACUAAGAUGGGUGUGGCUUUCAUGCCUCCGGUAGAAUGUAAACAGAGAAUGAGGAAUUUAUUAGGUCGGGGAAAGGAAAUUAUAUUUCCUUCUAUUGUAGCAGGAAUUUUUUUUAAGAGGAAAAAAGACAACUUUCUAAGAGCAUUUAUUUUUUUUAA
Molecule: messenger RNA, 1482 nt
Organism: Tripterygium wilfordii
Lineage: Eukaryota; Viridiplantae; Streptophyta; Magnoliopsida; Celastrales; Celastraceae
Exons: 5
Coding region: 186-1223 (345 amino acids)
Source: RefSeq, a predicted model, not a curated record